Molecule: messenger RNA, 808 nt
Organism: Paramecium primaurelia
Lineage: Eukaryota; Ciliophora; Oligohymenophorea; Peniculida; Parameciidae
Source: the annotation of a GenBank genome assembly
AUGAUCGAUAAAAGUUAAAAGGAAAACGAGAAUGCUGGUGCGUUAGAGCAUUAUAAUAAAAGCUAGGUACAAUUAUUUAGUGGAAUCGUUUUUAGGAAUUAAAAAUUACUUAUAGAACUGAAGAAGCAUUAUUAGAAAUAAAUAAUGCUUUGAAUCUUCAUCCUAAAUUUGCCAAAGCCUACACUUUAAGAAGUUCAAUGUUUUAAAUAUCAAUAUAGGUGAAUUAUACGAAAAAAUGAAAUUAUAUGAUAAGGCAUUGGAAGAUGCCAAUUAAAGCAUAUCCAUAAACAAUAAUGAUCCAGAAAGUUAUUAUUAAAGAGGUAUUUAUUAAAUCUUAUAGCUUAAGCAACAAUUUAUUGGAGAAAAUAAUUAUAUGAUCAAGCAAUAUAAGAUUGUAUGAAAUGUGUGGAAAUUAAUAAAGACUUUUCAAUGGGCUAUUGUAGAAUGGGUAAUAAAAUAACCAUAAAUCUUCAGGCACUAUUUUGAGUGAAUUGAAGCAAAAGGAUAAUGAACUAAAAUAUUACAAUGAUGCUAUAGAAAAAGAUAGGAAUUGUUAUUAUGCAUUUAUGUGUAGAGGUAAAAUCAUAAUUAUCAUAUUAGGUUAGUAUUAUAUGAAUGAAAAAUUGACUGAUUAUGCAAUUAGAGAUUUCAAAAAAGCCAUUGAAAUAAAUCCUAAAUAUAAUUUAACUUAUAUAAACAGAGGUUAUUUCUAUUCCACUUAAUAUAGUAGGCAUUUUAUAUGAAGAGAUUGGUGAGAAAGACAAAGCGUUGAAUGACUAUAAUCAAGCAAUUCAACUUGAUCCUAAAU